GUCAAGGAAACAUAUAUCCAGUGAACACCAAGACAGAGAAACAUGAAUCCCGUACACUCCUGUGCUGUACACCCCACUAACGGAGUAAAGGCUGCCUACCACGGACCUUAGAUCCUUGAUCACCUCAACCGUUGCAGCAAGAAUUGCCCGAAACGCGCGACGUCCCAUCUCGCUGAAGUCGACCCCUAGGCCCUAGGACUCCUUUGCUCUCUCGCCAUCCAACCCAUUUGGAGCUUCGGUCUGGACCACCAUGAUACCGGUUUUCUGUAUUGUGCCUGCUCGGAUCACGGAUCUCGACAGCGAACCAGACUCCAGAUUCCGUUCGAGUGUGAUCGCUGUCGCUUCGACCCUGUCAGGCGAAGAGAGCAGACAAGCUUCAAGGAUGCCAUGCCCGAUAUUUGCAACCACACCACAGACAGGUACUUGGUAUUUGGCACGGCUCUCCAGGUCAAUCGGAACCCUCCACACCGGCGCCAUGCCUUGAACCCUACUCGAUCUAAUUGUGGUGCAGGAGCACUGCACCGCACCCAUAGAUACUGAAUAGACGUCGACGUCUCUUCUUUGUCCUCACAGCCAGUACAGCCCGCACAACCACAUCUGGCUGGAGCUCUACUCGCGCGACUUCGUAUAUUACCUAGGCGCUGGACUGGGGGCUAUUCGCGGAUAUGCUGUGGCUGUCGCGUGUACCUUUGGCGCGUCCAGCACACCAGCACACCUGGGCACCUACCUAUCUUCCAUGUUGUCGUUGGCGCCGUGCCGCCACCCAGUGGAAGGCCAGUGGAGCAAGGUGGCUGGAACCCAGGGAAUCCUGGGCUCCACACGGUAACGCUUCUGCAUCUCAUCUUCACAGCCGUCGGAAGCUUUGACUGGCUGUCGUUUGAGAUGCAUUUUUGCUAUUCUAUUUAGGUGGGUUUUGCCUGUGGCCGCCCCCUGCGUGACCCCGCGAUAUGGCUGAAACCGCAGAAAAUCCUCGCUAAGGCCUGACGAUAGGACGUCGAUCUCCCAAUCCGUUCUCGAACACUCGAAUACCAGUCCCUUGAGAACUGUCAUGAGCCUGAGAUCCAUUCUUCUGGCGUGACUAUGCGUUCUUUGUUUCAACACCAAGAUACAUGACAAGGUUUGUUUCUCCAGGACUCCUGGUCUUUCGUGACUUUUUUCGUCCUGUCUUUGUCCUUUAAGAGCAGCUUCCUCGCCUAAUUUUCUCUUUAUUGUCACCCCUUCUUAUUAUGGUCAUCUUCAUCUUCACCUUUGAAUCAUGAACAACGAAAUUUGCGCCAACUAACAAUAGUCAUCGUGUCAAUGCUAUUCACAGACUUCUUCCUAUUGUUCUUUGUCCGCGCUGGCCGUUCUCCGACUAUUUAAUUACCCUCAUUUCCACCCAAAUUUGUUUCUUAAAUACUUUGCACUUCCGCGAAAAUCCUCAAUUCAGCCUUUUCGAAUUGCUUCAAACACUUUCCAAAAUAAUCUAUAACACAACACCUGUUCUCCAUCGACUUAACAGUUCAAGCUCGCAGGCGGGUUAUUGGCGGAAUCAGACCACCACAUACAUCUCAUACAACACCAGCAACACCGACGUCAGUAUGAGAUCGACAAUAUUACUUCCAGCAGGCUUAACAACCGCCAUCCUGUUGGCAUACAACACUGCGGUCUAUGCCCAUACAUGGGUAGAAGAACUCAGACUUGUCGCAUCUAAUGGCAGCUUCGUUGGCGCACCAGGUUAUAUUCGCAACUUUGGUCCAAGAAUUGCUGGAGUCGAUCCCAAUUCCAAUCUGUGGCUCCUACCUCCUAACGGGAGAGGUAAUGCUUUCCUUCCUACAGAUCUCAUGUGUCGAAGCACCCAGGUCAAGCCACAGCAGACCCCCGACUAUCCAACACUUACUGCGGCCCCCGGAGAUCACAUCGCACUUCGAUACUUGGAAAAUGGCCAUGUCACCUUGUUCACUACCCAGCCGGGCAAACCAGCAGGAAGAGGAACGGUUUUCAUUUACGCUACGAAGCAAAGUCAAGAGACAGAUACCUACCUCGGUAUCCACCGAGUUUGGAACACCGAAGGCACUGGAGGUGACAAGCGAGGCAAAUUGAUCGCUACUCGCCCCUUCGAUGAUGGCCAGUGCUUCCAGCGAAAUGGAAAAUCUGGUGCCCGAGAAGCUAAAGUUGGGGGCUUUACCGCUGAAAAUGGAGGCAGUGAUCUCCUUUGCCAGAACGACUUCAAAAUUCCCUCAGACGCUGGCACGUCUGGAUCUUACACACUCUACUGGGUAUGGGAGUGGCCUACGCUGAACAGCAACGGAGACGUCGUCACCAACGAAAGCUACACCUCAUGUAUGGACAUCAGUCUGACAUCGAAAGGUGUACCUGCUGCUGGGAAGUUCGUUGCACAGACGGCUGGCGGCAAAGCAGCCAAUUCUGUUGGCAUCGAAGCCCAGCUUGGCGACGAGCAGUUUCUCAUCAAUCCAACAGCUCCUCCACAGCCCACCUCUGACGAUCUCCCAGUCGGGGCAACCGGGGUACCUGUUCCGAAACCAAAACCAGACAAUGGAGCAGCAGACCCAAAGUCUGGAGCGCCUGCUCUCACAAAGUCAAAGACGAUUCAGCCAACACCGACAUCCCCACCAGCUCAAGGCUUCAAGACAGUCACCGUGACGGCCAAAGAGAUCGAGACAGUCUAUGUCACUGGAGCACCUUCGUCCUCUCCCACUUCAUCCCCUCGCACUUCAUUUACCACAGCCGCCAAUACAGUAUCUGUGGUUGUGGUAACGAGCACGGUAACCGUUCGUCCACCCGGCGCCACUGCCAGCUCAUCAGCUCCUCCAGUUUACAAUUCCGCCUUCAGUUCAUUCACAGCGGUUCCAAUGAGCUCUGUGCUCGCAACUGCCAUUCCAACACCAUCUCCUUUUCUCACUCCAGACAAUGAAGUCCAGCAGGCCGGCGCAGGUGCCGCGGCUGCUGAUCCUGCAACAUCUUCAUCAUCAUAUCCCACUCCUGCAGGACGACAGAGGCGGUCACGCAUUGAGAGACGCUCUGUCGAGAAGUGACUGUAACAAUGAUGAUGAAUCAACAUAUUAAAUACGGGGAGAUGAGCCCUGUAAGAGAGAGUACAUAUACAUAGGCACGACUCAGGCAACUGAGAAGCAUCGGCGUUCGGGAAGGGAGCUCUCACAGCAUUUGAACACUUUUUUUCCUUGCUUUUCAGCGUGGCGUUUAGGGGCAAACUAGACGGUAUACCCAGUCACGUUCUGCAUUCUUGGGAUGUUAUGAUGCAACGGUCGUUUUGUGCAUAUUGAAGAAAGAUCUGUUUUUGCCCUGCCUCCUGGAUGAGGAUGGGCUUGUUUAUGAAUGAUGAGCAACGGAUGCUUCACAAGGAAUGGGAAGGAAAAAGGAAAGGAAGAAAUGGACCACGGUACAUACUCAUGGAUGCUUUUGAGGCAUGACAUGCACAUAAAUAAAAAACUUAAAAGAAC
This is a messenger RNA of Cadophora gregata, 3461 nucleotides long. RefSeq lists its product as uncharacterized. The record is from RefSeq and is a predicted model, not a curated record. The transcript has 2 exons. The coding region runs from base 1581 to 3035 and encodes 484 amino acids. Lineage: Eukaryota; Fungi; Ascomycota; Leotiomycetes; Helotiales; Ploettnerulaceae.